AUCAGAUUAUAAUGUCACUAAUCGAUGGCAUAAUCAUUCUCUUGAUUCAGUUGAUCUUACUCACCCUGGGCACAAAUCUCGCCACACGUCUUUUAUUCAAAGGCUAUGUACCGCCUUCUACAUUUACACAAUUCACAAACAAUCUCAUCGGACCCCAUAUUAUCUUUGCAAUAAGCCUGAGCUGCUCAUGUACUCUUUUCUUGCUUGUGUUUGCAGAAAUUAGCAAUGUGUUUUCAAAGACGACACGAUGGCAUUAUUGGCAAUGGAAUCUUAAUGUGCUUUUGAUCUUGGUUAUUCUUGUCAUACCCUGGUAUCAGGUUUAUACCUUCUUGAGGCACAGCCGAGGUUGGAGAACAAAAUCAGCAGCAUAUACUACUACAUUUGUGUGGAUAAUAUAUAUGUAUCUUUUUGAACACAUUGGACACAUUUCUCAAGGUGAUACAUCGGGCUACACCUGGUUGGAGAUUGGCAUAUUCCGUGUCAGUAUAAUCGGUAUCACAUUGAUUGCUGCCCUAUCUGGUUUCGGUGUAGUAAAUACACCAUAUACGACCUGGGCAGCCUACACAAAGCAGGUUAGCGAGCGUGAUUAUAGUAUUGCAGAGCAUGCCUAUGAGCAAACAAAAAAGAUGAUCCAAGAAAGAAGUGUGCAAUUGAAGAAACUCCAAAGUCAGUCUGAAGAACAACAGCCAGAGACAAAGGCUUCAUCGAGUAAAAUGAGUCAAUGGAUAUCUUCUCUUAUGAACCGGACAAAUACUCGUGAGCUUGAUCAGCUGGAAAUCGAGAUAUCACAAAUGGAAGGGCUAGCGACAAGUAUGAAAGCAAAUCUAGAGGAACUAGCAAGAGCAAGGGUCAAAAGCCAGUUUUCUCAAACCUGGAAAGGGCAGUGUUGGAACCUUGUUGGAAGUGUUUUUACGGUAUAUUGUGUAUAUCGGCUUAUAGUGACAUCUUUCAAUGUUAUUACACGACGAGUUGGAUCUAAUGAUCCUAUUACAAAUAUGAUAUCUUUGAUGAUCAGCCAUUUUGAUAAAGAGGGAUCAAAGCUUGACAUAAGUUUUUGGUCCCAGCAGCUUAGUUUCUGGUUUGCUGGUAUAAUUGUUUUUGGUUCUGUGCGAGGAUUCUUACAGAUCUUGACGAGGAUUAUGCGCUCCUGGUCAAACAAAAUGUCUAUAUCUACCAGUACAUUGUUACUUUGUGUGGCACAUAUGAUGGGUCUAUACUUCCUUAGCUCUGUGCUGAUGAUGCAAACAAGUCUUCCUUAUGAUUACCGUUAUUUGGUGUCAUCAUCACUUGGCCACAUUGAGUUUGAUUAUUUUCGGCGAUGGUCAGAUAUUAUUUUCAUGAUUGCGUCUUUAUUGACAGGCUUGGUAUUAUUUGUAAUUAACCAAACCAGUGAUGUCCAAAGCCUUGCGGCAGACUUUGCAGACAUGAAUUUCUUAUCUGCUGAGAGUGGUCUAAAUUCGAUUCCAGACAGCCGUGUGAAAUAAGAGGGAUUAAGAUGACAGCAAAUUAGACACAAAUUUCAUACUUUUUCAUUAUAAUUAUCACUAACAUUAUCAUUAUACCUAGAAUUAGAGUUCUUUCUGUAAAAUAAAGUAACCAAUGUAACUUGACCUUGUAUG
This is a messenger RNA of Phycomyces blakesleeanus NRRL 1555(-), 1619 nucleotides long. RefSeq lists its product as hypothetical. Gene Ontology annotation, cellular component: membrane. The record is from RefSeq and is a predicted model, not a curated record. The transcript has 10 exons. The coding region runs from base 12 to 1484 and encodes 490 amino acids. NCBI's taxonomy places the organism in Eukaryota, Fungi, Mucoromycota, Mucoromycetes, Mucorales, Phycomycetaceae.